Molecule: messenger RNA, 2062 nt
Organism: Canariomyces notabilis
Lineage: Eukaryota; Fungi; Ascomycota; Sordariomycetes; Sordariales; Chaetomiaceae
Exons: 3
Coding region: 179-1957 (592 amino acids)
Source: RefSeq, a predicted model, not a curated record
CUGCCACCUCGCAUUGCGACUCGCUGACGGUUGAAGUAUCAACACCGGAAACCAUCAAUUUGAAAAGGCACGAGAACUGAACAUACCGAAGGCUAGGCGCCAAGAUUAUACUCUAGACUGCGCAUACGCACACAUAUCCCAUCACUCAAAGAUACAGGACAGCGACACAGCCAUUGUCAUGGACGAAGACAAGCUCAAGGCCGAAAAGGUGGCCGCGGCCAAGAAGAAGUUGGAGCAAAUGAAAAAGGCAAAAGCCAAAAAGGCUGGCGGCAGCACCAGCACCAGCAAGAAGGACGACAUUGCCCUCGAACCUGCGACCUCUGCCCAAGACAGAGACACCCCCGACCAACCCCAAGCGCAACCGCAACAACCACAAGAACAGCCGGACCAAGACCAACCAACCGAGCGUUUCCCCGCCGCCGAAGAUACCCCCACCUCCCCGAGCACUAUAACAGCUACUACCACCACCCCCUCGCUAGCGCAGCAAUCCAAAGCUCGCUCGACCUCCUUCCGCCAGGGCUCCGUGUCCCUAUCCACCGGCGGGCCCCUCUCGCCGGGGGCGUCUGCCGGGCUGGGGCUGUUCAGCCCCGAGGCAGGCGAGACGGCACCGGAUAUUUACCGCAAACACGUCGGGCGUAUCGAGGAACUGGAGAGGGAGAACAAGACCCUAGCGAAAGAGCUGAAGGAUGCCGAGAAGCGGUGGGCGAGGGCCGAGGAGGAGCUGGCUGAUUUGCGGGAGAGGGGCGGGCCUCUUGGGGAAGGGCAACCUGCGGAUGAGGAGGCCGGGGUGGAGGGGUUGAAAAAGGAACUCGCCGCGCUACAGAGGCAAAACGCGCAGCUGCAGUCGCAGAUUGCGCGCACUACGAGCGGCGGCGGCAGACAGCACGGGUCGUCGCCAUCGCUGUCCAUGUCGUCGCCGCCCGCCAUGGAGCUUGAGGCGCAGCUGCGCAGCAAGGCGGCCACCAUUGAGACGAUGGAGCUGGAGAUGUCGCGCCUGCGCGCGCAGGUCGAGAGGCUGUCCGUCUCGGCAUCGACACCAUCGGAGCAGAUCGCCGCGCUGGAAGAGAAGCUCGCCCGCGCGGACAAGGCCGCGGGUCUCGCGCAACGUGAGCUGCAUGAUUUGAAGAUUGAGCUGGAGGGCGUCUCCAAGAAGGCGGUGAAAGAGGGCUCAGAGAGGGCCUCCGCCGAGACAAAGCUCCGUACUCUGGAACGGGAGCUGGCUGAGGCUGCGGCUGCUAGGGAUGAGCUGGCUAAGAAGGCGGAGGCGCUGGAGAAGAAGGUUGUUACGCUUACUACGCUGCACAAGGAGCAGGAUGGCCGGACGCAGGCUCUGCGGAGGGAUAAGGAGCGUGCUGAGAAGGAGGUUGCUGAGCUGAAGCAAAAAAUAGAGCGGAUAGAAGCGGAGAAUUGGAGGUUAAGAAAAAAGGAUGCUGCUGAAGGUGGCGGGGAUGAUGAAGGCGUUGAUGAGCUGGAGGACGAGGAGCGGCAGCGGAUGCAGAGGAGGAUCAGGGAAUUGGAGGCGGAGAAUACCGAUCUCCGCAGGGGCAUCUGGCACGAACGGAGGAAAGAGAUGCAGGUGGGUCCGGACGAAGCCGUGGCUGUUGGUGCUGCGGGCCGGUUCGAGACGGUGGACCUGGGGUCUGGCCUGAUGUCGCCAUCGAGCCGGAAGGGCGGCGGCGGGGGAGGGCUUGGGGACUUUUUUGCCAGCGGGCUGAAUGUGCUUACCAGUGCUGCCGGCGGCGGCGGUCAUGCGCACCACGACGACCUGCUUGAGGAUGAUGAUAUGGAGUUUGACGAGGAGGCGUUCCGUCUGGCGCAAGAGGAGGAGCAGAAGAAGCGGCUUGAGCGGAUCAGGGAGGUCAAGCGGUCGCUGAAGAAUUGGGAGGGCUGGAGGUUGGACCUGGUUGAGAACCGGAGGGGCGGCGGGGAAGGGAUUGGAGAGAUAUUCGAGAUUUGAGGUGUAGUGUUGCUGAACCUGUGACAAAUGUAACAAUCACGUAUCAUGUUUGUUAGACUCAGGGUAGAUGACUCAUGAGUAUCACUGUCUACUGGAUUGGACGCU